Armigeres subalbatus is the source of this 1303-nucleotide messenger RNA. RefSeq lists its product as uncharacterized. The transcript has 7 exons. The coding region runs from base 131 to 1303 and encodes 390 amino acids. NCBI's taxonomy places the organism in Eukaryota, Metazoa, Arthropoda, Insecta, Diptera, Culicidae. The record is from RefSeq and is a predicted model, not a curated record.
UCUUUUUUGACUUUUCCAAAGCGCAUGCCACUGUUGUUGUUGUUGCCGUUUUCCGUUUUACUUAUGUUAGCAACAUAAUCAAAUGAUAUUUAAUUUUUACGUUUAAUGUUAUGCCAAACUGUUUGGUGAAAUGGAUGCAGUUCGCCAAGACCUGGGUGACGAGCUAAUCAUGAAAUUGAAUGAUGAACAGAUAAACACUGUAGAAACGUUCCUUCUACUGACUCAGGACAUGGUUAUGCGUGAUCUCGGAUUAAAACUUGGCUCAUGGUUACGGAUAGACAGAGCUCAGCAGGCAUUGCGAAGUGAAGGUUGCUCGACGACUCCUCUGCAGGAUUCAACCAAUAAGAAACGACACACAAUGGAUGAGGACAUUCAAAUAAGUCCUUCAGAAAUCAAGGGUAUCCUUGAAUCGGAGCUAAGCUGCCAGAAAUUGUUGUACGGGAAGCUUGCAGAAGGGCGAGCGCUUCAGAAAAACGAGAAAAAUCUAAUCUGCCGUACAAUUUGUCCCAAAGUAUUCAACAGUGCGAUGAAAACUGGAAGAAAGAUCACUCUCAACGAGAAACAAAAGUUGGCGAAAGCCAUCGUUGAAGCUUUCGAUUGUCUGAAAUGCGAUACUCCGGGGAAACCAGUUGAAGCCGAAUUCUUUUGGAAAUGUAACGGCGAAGAUAAAGGAUCUCACACUGGAUUUAUUCAAAAUUGGAUCCGAAACUACAAAUCAAAAUCAAACCCAGCUAAGCGGAUUCGUCAGCAGAAAUUAAAGUUAUCUGAUGAAGAAGUUAAAGCUUGCGAGGAACUAUGCGCUACAGAGUUCACCCCAGAAUUAUAUCCACGUGUAAUGCAGCUACUGACAACAACUUUCCGGUACAGGCAAUCGAUAAGAGCCUCUGACAAAUCAAGUUCUGAAAUUUUGUCCGAAUUUCCAUGUUUAUUGGAUGAAGACGCGAUCCAUCAGGAAUUUGAGCUCAUGUUUCCAAACCAGCAAAACGCAACAAGCUUCGAGUCCAUUAUUCCGUUGUGUUUAAUGCUCAAGCAUGAAUUCGAUGAAAUUGCGAAUGAUGGAAUUCGAGCUUUAGCUAAAAUUUCCUCUGAGCUUACACAACAAGGCGCACGUAAAUCAGACCCAGAAGAUCUACCACCGAUUGAGGACUUCUUAUCAGUUUUUGUCCGAUGGCGUCAGGAGGACAAAAAUUUGGACUACUUCUUAACUAAUUUGGUUGACACAGCGCCUUAUGUCUUCUGUGACACUUUCUCUUUCGCAGAGGGUGUAUACUAUGCGAUAAUCAACGUACUGAAAACUCGGUAG